This is a messenger RNA of Alosa alosa (allis shad), 2042 nucleotides long. RefSeq names its product Bardet-Biedl syndrome 10 (gene bbs10). Lineage: Eukaryota; Metazoa; Chordata; Actinopteri; Clupeiformes; Clupeidae. Gene Ontology annotation, molecular function: ATP binding. Bases 302 to 2017 code for a protein of 571 amino acids. Gene Ontology annotation, biological process: chaperone-mediated protein complex assembly. The transcript has 2 exons. The record is from RefSeq and is a predicted model, not a curated record.
UGUUGUCCAGGAUACGAAGGGAAGCUUUGUCCGAAAGGGAAAUUGUGAGCCCUCUUAAACCUUUCUUUUACUGUUUAUGUUUAAUUAAAGAGACAAAUACAUUCAAAUGACAGCUCUAGUUAAUUAGAUAGAUUUUAGCGGCUUAACUAUGCAUGCAAUCCUUAUAGUCGUACAUAAACUUUAAGCUUCGUGACUAGUGGCUCUCGGCCAAUCUAUUGGUAAGGCACUCACUCUUACGUGCGGACACUUUUCUAGUGAAAGAACAUUGGCUGGGGUGUGGACAUGUGGCAUUGGCGAAGAUAUGGCAGGUGUUGGAAGUGGAUAUGUUCGCUCGACAUUGUCUGUGGUGUCUGCGCUUGAGGCAGUCGUGGUACGCAGUUUCGGACCGAAUGGUGGCGUGGUACUAUUCACUCGCGACACUGGAGAAGUUUUGCUCACCCGUCACGGGCAGAAGAUUCUAAACUCACUGCAUUUGGAACACCCAAUUGCCAGAAUGGUUGUGGAUUGCAUUCAGGCACACUGUUCAGUGGCAGCGGAUGGCUCCAAGUCCUUUCUACUUCUGCUAGCCUCUCUGCUUAGAAGGAUCCAUGCGCACAGCAAAGCAUGCAAGGAAAUGUCAAACGCCCGUGCCCGACACCUGGCCAAUCAGCUACUGCGCCUCUGUUAUGAUGGUCUGGAUGACAUCAUCGUGCAUCAGGUGAUGCCACACGCCUCCUCACUGUACUCCUCCGGUUACCGUGGUGACACUCUGGAGGGGCUGGUUCGUGGAUACAUGGCGGGAAGAGUUGGGAUUGGUCAGGCUGAAGUUCUCGUGCCAAUCAUCUGUCAGUUUUGCCGGAAAUGGAAUGUGGGCCAGGGCAUGGCAGAGCCAAUCAGAUUCAUCCACAAAAACUUCCCUCUGCUGCACUCCACAGUGUUGGGCUUGCCUAUUGGUCGGUCGUGUGUGCAGGAAGGGUUUCUUCUGGGCUGUGAUUGGACAAUGUUUUUUGAGCGUAAGAGUGAAGAGCCAAUCAGAGUGCUGGUGUUGAAUGAGAGUGUGUUUGUUGUGAACGAAGCGGUGAGUGUGUUUGAGAACUAUGUGUGUGACAGCCAUGCAACUGUGCAUCGGCUGUGUGUGUGUGCCGAAGAGCUCGAUGUGUGUGUGCUCCUCUCUCCGGUGAAGUGUCCAGACCUCCUCCUGCAGCAGGCUCAGCAGAAGCGGCUCUGUGUGGCUGAGUGUGUGGACCCGCCUCUUCUGGACCUUUUCUGCCAGCUCAGCCAAUCACAGCCUGCCCCUGUGGGUCAUGUCGCCACAGUGACAUCAGUCAGCCGCGUUGUGUUGGGAGGACAUCGGUUGGGCUGUGUUGGGCUCACACCAACACACACUUCUCACUCGUCCAGCGAGCACAUCUUACACCCACACACACUUCUGCUCUGUGCCCCCGGGCCAGGCUCGCUGGAUCAGUGUGUGAAUGCGUGUCAGGGAGUCUUCACGAUGCUGCGCAGUGUGUGUGAGGCUGAACGCACGCCUCAGAACUCUCUCCCUGACCAAUCAGAGGAGACACCACUUCAUCCUGUCCAAUCACAGCCCUCCAACGACAAAUCAGAGCCAUCAAUUCCUGCUCCUGCUCCUACUCCUGACCAAUGGCAUCGGCUUCUGCAUGCUGGGCAUGUGGUUCCAGUGGGUGGAGUUUUUGAUGUGCUGUUUCAUCACUUCCUGUUGUCCUCUGAUUGGGUAGCUGAGCCUCAGGUACGCAGCUUAUUGGCUGAGUCUGUUCUUAGCGUGCCCAGAACGCUCCACUCUCACAAGCCCCGCCUCUUCAUGCAGUUCCAGGCCUCCUUACUGGACGAGCUCCGCUCUGGCCCCUCCCUCAAGCCCUGGUCAGGUGGGGUGGAGAGUGUGUCCUGUAAACAACAGCUUCUGGCCUCUGUGCUGCAGUGUGUGUGCACGCUGCUCUCCGUGGACAGAGUUCUACACACACACUCACACUCACACAUAACGAAGACAUCACGCCAUGGGGAGGACGAUGAGGUUUGAGGUGUGUUAUUGUAUUUCUGUUGUG